Messenger RNA from Rhagoletis pomonella (apple maggot), 698 nucleotides. Its product is annotated as circumsporozoite protein-like. The transcript has 3 exons. The annotation marks the transcript as partial. NCBI's taxonomy places the organism in Eukaryota, Metazoa, Arthropoda, Insecta, Diptera, Tephritidae. The record is from RefSeq and is a predicted model, not a curated record.
AAUCUACAGGAAAUCGUAUUGUUGGUGAUGGCAACACUGUUUCAAGUCUCGUCAAUGUCAAUCCUCAAGUCAAUGCUGGCGUGAAUCUUCUAAGUUCAGCAACACAAACCGUUUCUGGUGUGGCUGGCGGUGCUAGUGGUGGACUUUUAGGCGGCGUACUAGGUAGCGCAACUAGUGGACUUUUAGGUGGCGUACUUGGUGGUGCAACGAGUGGAGUUUUAGGCGGCGUACUUGGUGGCGCAACUAAUGGACUUUUAGGCGAUGUGGUUGGCGGCUUGGGUGGUGCGGCCAACGAUAUCGGCGGCCAGCAAGUCGUGAAUGCUCUAAAUAUUGUCAACCAAAGUACACCAGGUGAAGCUAACGGUGCAGUAACAGCUGGCUCGCGCGGUGCUGGAAACAAUUUAGGUGGUAGCCAAGCUCAAUCUUCAGGUAAUCGUAUUGUUGGUGAUGGCAACACUGUUUCGAGUCUCGCCAAUGUCAAUCCACAAGUUAAUGCUGGUGUGAAUCUGCUCAGUUCUGUUACACAAACCAUAUCCGAUGUAAUAGGCGGCGGUGCAAGUGGCGGACUGCUUGGUGGUGCACUUGGCGCUGUAGAAGGUUCAGCUAACAACAUAGGUGGCAGGCAACAGAUGGAUACAGGCUCUAACAUUCAAGGGAAUAACAACCAAGUGUCCAAUUUAAUUAAUGUGGAUCCUCAA